AUGGCCAACGCAGCAGCAAAGAAAAGAAAACAACAAAAUGAUAAAGAAAUGAUAAAGUUAAAGCUAAUUGUAGCAUGCACUACAAUUCCAUAUAUCUGCUAUCGUAUCUUUUAUAACAAAGAGACUUUUGGUGGAUGGACAAUGUAUGGUUACUUUUUCAUUCAAUUUUUAAAUUUAUUAGCUUUCUAUUUAAUCAAUACAAUGUGCCAACCAACUUUUGAUCAAUCUGGCGAACUUAUUGACGGUGGUUCUGAUUUAACCAUGGGAGGUUUAACAGAGUAUUACUUUGACAUUAUUUAUGUUUGUGCUAUAGUUCAAUUUUUAGGUUUAUUUAGUGACAAGAGUUUAUAUUUAGUUUUAAUUGUUCCAAUCUUUGCAGGUUACAAAUUAUGGACAUCAAUUAUCCAACCAUACUUUUUAAAUAGACCAAAACAAACUGAUGCUCAAGGUGAUAAGAGUAAAAGAAGAGAAAAAAUGGAAAAGAAAGCAGAAAAAAUGAAAUUUAAAAAUGUUAGAUAA
Messenger RNA from Dictyostelium purpureum, 519 nucleotides. RefSeq lists its product as uncharacterized. Gene Ontology annotation, cellular component: intracellular membrane-bounded organelle. Lineage: Eukaryota; Evosea; Eumycetozoa; Dictyosteliales; Dictyosteliaceae. The record is from RefSeq and is a predicted model, not a curated record. Gene Ontology annotation, biological process: vacuolar protein processing. Bases 1 to 519 code for a protein of 172 amino acids. The transcript has 2 exons.